Messenger RNA from Lichtheimia ornata, 2277 nucleotides. RefSeq lists its product as uncharacterized. Gene Ontology annotation, biological process: transmembrane transport. The coding region runs from base 1 to 2277 and encodes 758 amino acids. The record is from RefSeq and is a predicted model, not a curated record. The transcript is spliced from 4 exons. NCBI's taxonomy places the organism in Eukaryota, Fungi, Mucoromycota, Mucoromycetes, Mucorales, Lichtheimiaceae.
AUGCGGCGGCAGUUGUUCUUCCUUCUCCGGUUACUCCUGCUUCUGUUUCUUUCUACGCUUCCAUUAGUCGACUGCCAGAACAGCAGCAUUGCUCCCAUUGCCAACACUGUCUUUGACACACGCUACAACUAUACCCAAUGCCAAGAGUCAACCACAUUCCGGAUACUGGAUGCCCAACGAUCGUUCAAUGGGUCCACAAACUCAUAUUCACUCAACGUAACGGGAAGAUCCUUGAUAUCGGUGGCCAACCUGAGUUCGACAGGCACAUUGUAUGCAUCAGCAAAAGCAGAAGUUAUGCUUGGCAACAGCAUCAUCUAUAGUCACUUGGCACCCUUAUGUCCAGACAUUGUUGGUGGAUGUCCCGUGAGAUCCAAUGAUACGGUAGAGAUUCAACAUGGAUUUACCUUACCCAACACGUCGUUACCAGUGGGAGAUAUCAUUGUACGCUAUUCAACACUCACAGGGGAAAUGGAGCCAUGGUUGUGCCUGACAUUGGCACCUGUGGGAUAUCAGCAUCCUACUUGGAAGUCUAUUUUUAUCUACCUCCCAAUCGCUCUUACAGUGUUUGCCGCUUUUGUAUCAUUCUUUGCUUCCUUUGCCACUGUGCCCGAUACCGAUCAUGACGUUUUCCUCUUUACAUCCAACUAUGCAAUGCUACCAGCAACCCUUCGACUCAAGACACCCGGCUUUUUUGAUUUGAUUUAUCAUGCUCAAUUCAUCGCUCUCUUGGGUCAACUCAAUCUCGAUUAUCCAGCUUUUUAUUCCUUGUUUGCAUCCAACUUUGCAUGGAGCUUUUUGCUAUUCCCAACUCGUUGGAUUCCAGAAUCUGCUACACGUGCCUUGUUUGACAUGGGCUUGGCAAACAGUACUCGACGUCUCGAUGAUAGUCCUAGGAUCGCUGUCAAUGGAACGGGCAUGAACAACUUUGCUAUGGCAACAGGGAUCGAUAUCAACAGCCUGUUCAUGACAUCCUUUAUUGUACUUCUUAUGAUCAUGGCGGGAUGUUUAUUGGUGUGCCUUAUCAUCUGGGUGAUGGUACGUUGCAUGACAUGGUAUGCGCCUCAGCAAUACAAAGCACAGAACUCCAAAGUCGCAAAUUUUACGAUUGGGAUUAUACUUCGAGUAUUGACAUUAUUCUACCUACCAAUGAUGACCCUCUCCUUUUGUCAAUUGAUGCUCCCUGCACCGGUGGUCAUUCUGCUCUUUGCCGCGCUUGUUCUCGUCUUUCACAUUUUCUUGGUGUAUGGAUACAUUGCAUUUGUGCUGUUGGAUGUACGCCCUCCAUCAUUGGUGUUUUCGGAUUUGACAUUGCUCCUUCGUUAUGGAUCAUUGUACAACGCAUACACGGACGACCACUUUCAUUUCUUUUUAUAUGGGCUCAUUCAUCGCAUCAUAACAGGAGCCUUGGUGGGAUGGAUCAACAUUCCAGGUUUAUCACAAAUCUUGGUGAUCUUUGUCUCAGAGUCGUAUUUCCUUCUUCAACACCUGAUACGAAAGCCAUAUGCAUCAAGGCACGUCAACAUGUUGCAUAUCCUAUGUGGAUGUUUCCGUAUUAUCAUUGUGGCAUUGAGCUUUGUGUACAUUGAACCAUUCGGCAUUGCGGAUGUAUCGAAGCAAAUGGUAGCAUGGUCCCAAAUCAUUUUGCAUUUCGCCAUGUUUUUGCUGGUGCUAUUUGCGGUUCCUGUGCGCAACUUGGUGGUGCUCAUGACAGGAUUGGCGGAUGAUGAGAUAUAUGAAACGAGUGCUCCUCCUGCAAGAAUGGCAUGGUGGCGUCGUAAGAAAGGAAGAGGACAACGGAGUAUUGGUGCGUCAACACGAUCAGAGGAUGACAACGACGAUGGGUAUUCACGAUCCGCACCUCUACCACCAUUGACACAUGAUACCAGCAGAAUGAGCUUGCUUAGCAACUUGCAAUCCACUACGACUACGCUUGCUACUAUGGCAGCAGCAGCACCUUUACCAAAAAGAGCAUCCGAUCCACCACCACAACCUCCUCCUCAUCAAUCUGAUAUUCAAGUGCAUAGCAACGGAUGGAAGACAGCAGGAAAGAAACGACGUUCUUUUUUCAACAUAGAUGAAGAUCCAGCCAAUGUAUUACUACAAGACCAACAACAGCCAUCAGCGUAUCAACCAUUGAUCACGGCUUUGCAUGUCAACAAUCCACCUGCUGCCCCUAAUCAAUCACAACAACGACCUUCCUCUUCUACCGCCACCAUACCUUCAUUUUCUCGAAAAGGAUACCAACCUGCACUAGCAUACUCGAUCGAUGAUCCUUGA